Messenger RNA from Cephus cinctus (wheat stem sawfly), 1809 nucleotides. It is a transcript of the gene Naa40, whose product is annotated as N-alpha-acetyltransferase 40. Lineage: Eukaryota; Metazoa; Arthropoda; Insecta; Hymenoptera; Cephidae. The transcript is spliced from 4 exons. Gene Ontology annotation, cellular component: nucleus. Bases 351 to 998 code for a protein of 215 amino acids. The record is from RefSeq and is a predicted model, not a curated record. Gene Ontology annotation, molecular function: histone H4 acetyltransferase activity; histone H2A acetyltransferase activity; protein N-terminal-serine acetyltransferase activity.
UGUCAGGUAAGCAUGAAAUAUAUACAAUAAGAAUAUUUUAGUUGCGGCUCUUGUGACUCGGGCCAUUACCGUUAGAUGGCAUUUGGUUUUUUUUUAGAGUUCUUGCUAGUUUGACUGGCGUCUUUAUAAACAAAAAGGUAGAAAGUUCUUAGCGCGUGUACUGGUUGUGUGAUCAUUUAAGUAUAUAGAUUUAGUUGCAUUGUUUAAUUUAUAUAAACAAUUAGAUAUUGUUCUUUUAUAAGAGAACCGGCGAUCGUUAACGAAAUGAGCUAGCUAGGAAAUAAAUCCGACUUUUAGAGUGGAGUAGAUUUAUUAAACCGUUUAUAACUGCAGUAUACUGUUGUAAGAAUAUGAAGAAAAAAGCACACAAGACAAGACGUCAAAUUCAGGCCGCAAAAGCACUGAUUGCAAAAAAGAGAGUUGAUGAUGCAAACGCUCUUGUAGAUCCACUUGCAACAUUACAAUCUUUUCAUAGCUAUGUGGCAAAGGACAACAGCAGGAUAGAAAUUGUAUGUAAAAGGAUUAAAGACAUACCUCCUGAAAUAUUGUCAUGGAUCUUUGAUUUGAUGGAGCGUAAUAUGAAACAACUGUAUAAACAAUCGAGCUGGGGAUGGGACUCAACGACAAAACAAAAUGAAAUGACAGAACCUGCAGCAUGGUACUUAAUAGCAUCGUGUGAAGGAGAGCAUAUAGGAUUUUCACACUUCAGAUUCGAUAUGGAUAAUGGAUUGGAAGUGUUAUAUUGCUACGAGUUGCAACUUGAACCAUCUGCCAGGCGUAAAGGACUCGGUCGUUUUAUAAUGCAGGCAUUAGAGUCAAUGGCUUUUCAAACUUUAAUGCAGAAAGUUAUGUUAACUGUGUUCAAGCACAAUGCACUAGCCAUACCAUUCUUCCAUGCUCUUGGAUACAAAUUGGAUAACACCAGUCCACCAGUGGCGGAAAAUCUGGGCUACGUUAUCCUCAGCAAGCAAAAUUUAUGCCGAGGGCCGGUCGACUGAGAGACCAUGUUCAGUAUUUUUAUAACUUCUACUGGGCCAAUUCUAUAAAUUGUGUUUCAACGAUGCUGAUUUCAGUAUAAUUUAAAAAUUCGAAUGGUCGAUAUAUUGCAGUUAGACCAGAUUUUAUAAUUGAUCUCUUCAAUCUGUGUACAGCAAAUCUGAUGUGUCAUAGCAAUGCAACCUAAACUUAGUUUAUGCAAAUGACAUGUUACUACGGAUGUUAACUCUUUCGCUCCUAACGUCAGCUUUGACCGGCGUCCAUGCGAUGACUUGUAGAUACUAAUAACACUAGCUUUAGCAGGCAUAACUCAUUUUGGUAAUAACUUCACUUCUAGCGUACUUCAUAAUCGAUAUUCAGUCGACGCUCCCGUAGGGCAGGGAUUAAAAGAGGAGAUGAAACAAAUGAUAAUAGCAUAUAAGAACAUGAAAGAGUGCCGCGCUAGAGAAAUUUACAGAAAAUACAUAGAAUAUUCAAAAAAUGAGAAAGAAAAAGCAGUAAUAGGGAACAGCAUUGAAACAGUGAGAGAAACGAGGAAAUGAAAUGAUCCAUGUUUUAGUGCAUAAAUUUAUGAGAAUAUGAGAUAGAAAAGCAAAAAUAAGCAAAGGGUGAGGACAUUCUGAAUGAUAAUGAAGCAGAUUGGUAAAUUGAGACUAAAAAGGAUAGGCGAAACGGAGAAACGGGCAUAAAAUCUAUAGGAGAGAAAUAAUUUAGAACAAGGAUAAUAGAAUAAGUGAAAGAAUAACAUAAGGUUAAUAGAAAAUUCCUUGUAAUGCCGAAAGAUGGAACAAUAAAAUUAUUUAUACACAUCAA